Messenger RNA from Lutra lutra (Eurasian river otter), 3197 nucleotides. RefSeq names its product cyclin dependent kinase 18 (gene CDK18). NCBI's taxonomy places the organism in Eukaryota, Metazoa, Chordata, Mammalia, Carnivora, Mustelidae. Gene Ontology annotation, biological process: protein phosphorylation. The record is from RefSeq and is a predicted model, not a curated record. The transcript has 17 exons. Gene Ontology annotation, cellular component: cytoplasm; nucleus. Gene Ontology annotation, molecular function: ATP binding; protein kinase activity. Bases 180 to 1706 code for a protein of 508 amino acids.
CAGGGCACGGCGCCCAGCCCCGCGGCACCCCGGCUGUCGCGGGCGGGAGCCGGCGCGCCGCGGCCCCCAGGACACGCGCGGGAAAAGUGACAGAGGCAUCUUAUGUCUUGAGCCAGGGGACAACAGAGAGCAUUCACGACUCGGUCUGCCCUGUCACACCCAAGACCCUGCUGGGUUCAAUGCCCCGAUUGUCCCCAGCAGAGCGAGGCGUCCACUCUCUGCUGUGGUCACCACCCCUGCCGCCUGCCUUGCUGUCGCCAUCAGCCCCACCGCCCUGGUCCCCGCUGACCAUGAACAAGAUGAAGAACUUCAAGCGUCGUCUCUCCCUGUCCGUGCCGCGCACCGAGACCAUCGAGGAGUCCUUGGCCGAGUUCACAGAGCAGUUCAACCAGCUCCACAACCGGCGCAAUGAGGACCUGCAGCUUGGGCCUCUUGGCAGAGGCCCCCAGCCGGAGUCCAGCACCUUCUCCCCGACGGACAGUGGGGAGGACUCUGGGCAGCUGUCCCCUGGCAUGCAGUACCGGCGGCAAAACCAGCGCCGCUUCUCCAUGGAGGACAUCAGUAAGAGGCUGUCUCUGCCCAUGGACAUCCGCCUACCCCAGGAAUUCCUGCAGAAGCUACAGCUGGAGAGUCCGGACCUGCCCAAGCCGCUCAGCCGCAUGUCCCGUCGAGCAUCCUUGUCAGAUAUCGGCUUUGGAAAACUGGAAACAUAUGUGAAACUGGACAAACUAGGGGAGGGAACCUACGCCACGGUCUUCAAAGGACGCAGCAAGCUGACGGAGAACCUCGUGGCCCUGAAGGAGAUCCGGCUGGAGCACGAGGAGGGGGCACCUUGCACGGCCAUCCGAGAGGUGUCUCUCCUGAGGAACCUAAAGCAUGCCAAUAUUGUGACCCUGCAUGACCUCAUCCACACGGAGCGGUCUCUCACCCUGGUGUUUGAGUACCUGGACAGUGACCUGAAACAGUAUCUGGACCACUGCGGAAACCUCAUGAGCAUGCACAAUGUCAAGAUUUUCAUGUUCCAGCUGCUCCGGGGCCUUGCCUACUGCCACCGCCGCAAAAUCCUGCACAGAGACCUGAAACCGCAGAACCUGCUCAUUAGCGAGAGGGGAGAGCUGAAGCUGGCUGACUUCGGACUGGCGCGGGCCAAGUCAGUGCCCACGAAGACCUACUCCAAUGAGGUGGUGACCCUGUGGUACAGGCCCCCUGAUGUGCUGCUGGGGUCUACCGAGUACUCCACCCCCAUUGAUAUGUGGGGCGUGGGCUGCAUCCACUACGAGAUGGCCACGGGGAGGCCCCUCUUCCCCGGCUCCACGGUCAAGGAGGAGCUGCACCUCAUCUUCCGACUCCUCGGGACCCCCACGGAAGAGACGUGGCCCGGCGUGAUGGCCCUGUCCGAGUUCAGAGCCUACAACUUCCCGUGGUACCUCCCGCAGCCACUCAUCAGCCAUGCUCCCAGGUUGGACACUGAUGGCAUCCACCUUCUGACCAGCCUCCUCCUGUACGAAUCCAAGAGUCGCCUAGCAGCAGAGGCAGCCCUGAACCACCCCUACUUCCGAUCUCUGGGAGAGCGUGUGCACCAGCUUGAAGACACGGCGUCCAUCUUCUCCCUGAAGGAGAUCCAGCUCCAGAAGGACCCAGGCUAUCGGGGCCUGGCCUUCCAGCAGCCAGGCCGAGGGAAGAGCCGGAGGCAGAGCAUCUUCUGAGCCGGGCCCACCCUGCUGCGGCCCCAGGGACGAGAGACGAGAGUUCUCCGAGAGCACGACGACAGACAGGAGGGGGCCUGCGUGGCCCUGGGAGGACUGAGGAACAAGGGCUAAUGGCCGGCCCAGAAGACUUCUUGGCAGCCCUGCUGGCCACGGCUGUUUCCUCUUCCUGCUUCCCACAUGCCUCCCCUGUGGCCUUCUCCUCGUCACCCACCCCUCUGUCACUGGCCCCGGAGCUGGGCCUGAGCUGCUUUCCUGGGAGGAGAUGAGGGGCAGGGAGGGACCACCGACCCUUUCCCACCCCGAGGUGCUUGGGCACCAGUGUGGGACCCACACGGACAGGAGAAUCCGGGUGCCUGGCUGAGCAGGGUGCACUGAAUGUGGGUUCUACCAUAGCUCCCGCCAGGGGCUCCCUGGCACACUUCACUGUCUUUCUUCCCCUCUGAGAGCAGGAAGCGCAGGGCACUUGUCUGGGACUCUGGAAUCCUGGGUGCUGUUGUGGGCGCCAAAACCCAGCCUCUACCUGGAGGGCAGGUGUCUCCAGAGCAGCCCAGCCCUUCUCUACAUCCUCAGCCUGUCCCCAUUCCCUCUCCUGGCCAGAGGCCCCAUAUGCUGCUGGCUGCCCGGCUGAGUCCAGAAGCGGCCUGGUCUCACCAGCUGGCCCCUGCCCGCCCCCCCAGCCUGAAUGGGAUUGCCUUAAAUCGGCAGGGGGUAGAGCAUCACUGCCCUUGGAGCUCUGACCCAAACACCUACUUGUCCACCCUUCCCCAAGAGUGGCUCCUGCUUAACAUGCCUGGGCCUUGAAAACCCAGCCCGGGGCAGGGUCCAGGGGACAACACCCCGAUAGGCAGGGUCACCCUGAUUCUGGUACCAGAACAGCCUCAGCUCCUUGGGGCUCACCCAGCCUCUUCCCUCCUUCCCAGCCCCCACUGCCUGGUCCAUGCCCUUCCCCACCCCGGCACCAGCCUCCCCAUGACCCCGGCCUCCCCAGAGGGCAGGGUGUAAAUGCCACAGUCUGACAUGGAGGAAGGUGGGACAGGACGCACAGGCUUUGAGCCCGAGAGCCCCACCCUGGGGAGCUGGGAGCAUGAGGGGCCGCAGCCCCAAAGAAGGCCCCUCACCACCCCUUCCGAGCACGCCUGUUGUAUUCCCAAGGUCUCCUCAACACUUGCCUGCAUCUCUAAUGGCAAGGCCAAGGGGAGGCCGGGCGCGGCUGUUCACAAGCCCCCUGCCCAGCCCAACCCCUAAGCCUGAGGAGCAACCCCGGAGGGUCUUGGCCUCCGCAUGAGUCCUUCCCCUCCUCCCCCCACUGUACUGUGAAUGUCCCGUGACUCAGCACAAAGACAGAUAAUAUAUUUAAUUCAUGUUGUACAGAAAAGCUGAUUUUGACAGAUUGAUGCCAAAGAUGGAGGAUGGAAGACCCUUCUCCAGGCCCCAUGAGUGUGGGUGGGGCUUGCUUGUAUGUGUAUAUGUAUAAAGUGGACAGAGAGU